Molecule: messenger RNA, 2390 nt
Organism: Neltuma alba
Lineage: Eukaryota; Viridiplantae; Streptophyta; Magnoliopsida; Fabales; Fabaceae
Product: zinc-finger homeodomain protein 3-like
Exons: 1
Coding region: 970-1959 (329 amino acids)
Biological process (GO): regulation of DNA-templated transcription; regulation of developmental process
Cellular component (GO): nucleus
Molecular function (GO): DNA-binding transcription factor activity; transcription cis-regulatory region binding
Source: RefSeq, a predicted model, not a curated record
UUCUCCGCCAUCUCUCUCUCUCACUUCGUCUUCCAGUUUACCCUAAUUCUGUUCCCUCUCUCUCUCUCUAGAGUUGAAAUCGAAGGUGUUUAAGCUCUCAUGAAGAAGCUAAGCUUACUUCUCUCCAAGCUACAACUUUGAUGAUGCUCUGGUAUGCUGUUUUCAGUUUCUUCAAAUGCUCUCUUAAUUCAUUUAAAGAAACAAAGCUACAGCUUCUUCCAUGGUUUCGUUAUUUUCCCACUUUAAUUAGCCCAUAGCUAGAGAGACUGAGAUUGUUUAUUUGUUUUCUGUCUGUUGUUGACUCUCUCUCUCUCUCUCUCUUAUUGGAUCACUUUCUCUCUCCUUUUCAUGAGAUAGCUUGGCUAGAAAACGCCGAGAGAGGGAAAGUGUUUUGUUUGCUCUUAUCAGAAAAGAAAUUAAAGUUGUUACUCUUCUCAUCAAUCCCUCAUUAGUUUCUCAGACUUUGCUGUUUCUUGCUCCUUCUCCUUAAUUACUUUCUGUUCCUAAAUUUACCAUUUCUUUUUCUCUAUCUUCUUCUGGCUAGCUAGUCUCUUUCCUUUUGGAUUGAAGAGGAAAUAUCCACCACCCAAUUACUCUUCUUUCUAGCUAACGAGCUAGCUAGCUUGCCAGAUCACUUUCAUCAUCAACUUGGUCAUCACGCAAAAAGCAAAGAGAGAGCCCUACAUUUUCUCCUGUUGAUUUCUCUUGCUGAAACUGUUAAUGCCCAGAAUCUAAAAGAGUUGAUAAUCACGUUUGCUAAAGCUGUCUAGCUAGCUUCCUUCUGCAGGUGGGUGCUAAGACUUGUUUGAAUUGAGCCUGUGCCAAACACUUAGAGUUUUCAAUUUCUUCUCUCAUAGUUUCCCUCUUGUGAUUUCCCUUUUGGUCUCCAAACCAGCGAACAAAAGAGUGUAAUAAUAACCCCCAGAGAGAAGGGGAAAAAAAGGAAGAAGGGGCAAAAAAAGAGAAAGAAUGGAACUUUCCAGUGAAGAAGGAGAGAUCCCAAUCCCAAUAAACAGUACCACUAGUUAUGGAGGUGGCAAUAAUGGCCAUGGCCACCUGAUCCACCACCACCAUAAUCACGAGCCUGCAAUCCACAGCCACAUGAUCCCUAAUUCCUCAGUACUCCCAGUAGCAUCAGCACCGCCCCAUAACGGUGGCAGCGCCGGAGGAGGAGGAGGCGGUGCUGGCGGUGGCGGCAUGGAGGAGGAUCAACAUGGGCCCUACAGCAAGAAACUAGUGGUGAAGUACAGAGAAUGCUUGAAGAACCAUGCAGCUUCCAUGGGAGGAAAUGCCACAGAUGGUUGUGGAGAGUUCAUGCCCAGUGGAGAAGAAGGAACGCUUGAAGCUCUCACUUGCUCAGCCUGCCAUUGCCACAGAAACUUCCACAGAAAAGAAAUUGAAGGCCAUGAUGAACAACAACAUCAACAUGAUUAUCAUCAUCAUCACCAUCAUCAAUAUCUUCACCAUCCUUAUAGAUUAGGUGGUAGGAAGCUUCUUCUUCCUCCUCCUGCUGCUGAAACCAUGGCCUACCCUACACCUCCAGGUAACAUCUUACCUUCUAGAAUGAUCAUGCCCUACAAUGUCAUGGGGUCCCACUACUCAUCCCUCCCUUCAGACUUAUCUGAUGACCAAGAAGAUCAUCCUCAUCCUGAUCCUCAUCAUGGGAUGAUGAAGCCACAUCAUCAUCAUCAGAAUAAGAAGAGGUUCAGAACAAAGUUCACACAGGAGCAGAAAGAGAAGAUGCUGAGCUUUGCUGAGAGAGUCGGAUGGAAGAUUCAGAAACAGGAAGAAUCUGUGGUGCAACAGUUUUGUCAAGAGAUUGGUGUGAAAAGAAGAGUGCUUAAGGUUUGGAUGCACAACAAUAAGCACAACCUCGCCAAAAAGAUCAAUCCCACAACUACAACUCCAACUCCAACUCCAACUGAUCCUCCGACUACUACUACAACUUCACCACCUUAAUUAAAAACCAUAACUAUUUUAUAAUCAUUAUUAUUGCUUUUAUUUAUUACUAUUAACCCUUUGGUUAUUUCAUUAUAAGGUAGCUAAAAGUGUUGACUUUCACUUCCUUCUUCAUGUUUCAGUAUCUUUCUAAUAAUUUUAUCUCUGUGGGUCUGUUUGAGUUCUCUCUUUCUAUAUAAGAUAAUAUAUAUAUUCUGUGUACUGUGGGUUUAGUUUAUUAGCAGAUUUCAUUAUUGGGUGAAGUUUCAGUAGUUCUGGGUGUUGGUGAUGAUGUUGCUUCUCUUGAGCCAUUUUAUUUAGCGAAGGGCAUAUAUAUAUGGAUAUGGAUAAUGCAGCACUGAGUCUGAGGUACUACAUAUAAUGUAUUCAUUAUUUUCUCUUAAUUAAUACAACGAUGCAGUUUUCUAUAAUUUGAGCUUUUUUUUAUUUUU